AUGGAGUUGCCGGACGGGUCAACAGAAGUUGUCCACCCUGAAGUUCGCGCGCACAUCAACAGUCUUGUGUCCGCGCUCGGUGGCACAAGCGCUGACGACGAUGGACGAUACAGACUGGGCGAUGACGCCGUCGAAGUCCUCCGCGAUUUGAAGAAAUGGAUUCGCUACUACGACGAAAAAACCAACCGCAUGGAUGUCGCCCGAUGCAUUGCAGACUCCAAUAUCGUCGAAGGCGACCUUCUCCAGAUCCUCGCGAGCUGGCCCGAGAAUGAUACCAGUAACAAGUUCAAAGCCCGCAUCGCUUUAGCCUGCUUUGAGAUCAUGGUUCCCCUUACUUGGCCCAUGGAAAGAGACGCUGAACGAAUGACGGUCAACCACCAUCGCCACAUGCCUGUUCUUGAGCUGGCGCAAGUGGCAUACAAGCGGGCCAUCAUCAACUUCGACGGCGCCCAGAUUCUCAACACAGCUAUCCGAGCAGCGCUGCCGUCGAUGGCAAUCUCCAUUGGCGACCGAUCACCCCGCGACCAGGGCAUCAUCAAGCUCGUGCUCUUCUUCCUACGCAACGUGGCAAUGAUCACCCCACCUGCGGGUGUUCAAUACGAUGGCGACGAGACCCAGAUAUCCCGCUCCACGACGAUAGACGCAUUUUCCUUCCAGGAUAUCUUUGCCGUGCUGCUGAUGAUUGCCUCGAACAUGGGGGAAGACUUCCGUACCGAAGACGUUAUUCUCAUGGAAGUCAUAUACCACCUGGUCAAACAAGUGGAGGUUAAGAAGCUAUUCAUGGACGAACAGCAAUUACACAAUACAAAGGCCCAAGAACUCUCCUCAAUGAUGAAGAAGGAGAAUGCCAUGCGCAGUGCGUUCAACCGCAAGGCGCCCACCCGCCACAACCGUUUCGGCACCAUGGUAUGGAUGCAACGUGAAGACGGCAGGGUAUCAACAAUCACUGGCCAGGACGCGCUCGCAGACAGUGCUACGCGGCAAAAGAAACUGGACGAGUCCAAAACAUUUAAACCACCGCGACGGGCCAAGAAGGAAGAGCUGGAAUCGAAGGAUCUUGGUGCUCCAGUCAAGCUUAAUGCAAGGGCUAACGGCCAGCUUCGAAGUUUCGUCGAGGAUUUCCUCGAUGCUGGUUUCAACCCUCUGUUCGAGCACAUUCGCAAAUCUCUGGAUCGAGAGGCGCCCCACGUUCUGUCUUACCAUCGUCGGCAGUUCAUGUACCUCGUCGCCUGGUUUCUGGAAGCGGAGCGAACUCGCAGAAAGUACAAACGAGACUUGAAGAAACCAGGCACCGUCGAAGAGGUUAGCAGCUUCAAUCUCGUGGCCGGUGUGCUCAAUCAGCCAAUGUUCGUCACCCUCACGAAAACCAUGCACGACGCUUGGGACCAGAAGGAUUGGCCCACCCUGACGGCUGCGAUGCGGUGCUUCACGCAGGUUCUUCUUACAGUUCAGGAGAUGACAGAGUCAGGAAACGAAGAUGACGAGGAGAUUGCGGAAAACACAUUGAGCCGUCUCUUCUACGAAGACUCCACGCACGAUUUGAUUGCCAAUGUCGUCAGACAAUACAAGGAGCAAGGUUUCGAGUACCUCGACACCGCCACAGAGCUGGUCCAUCACUUCUUGCGAAUUUUGGAGGCCUACUCGAAACAAAAUGUCGACAUGCAAGUAAGGUCUCGCAAGCGGACUCGGCGAAAGAAGAAAGCCCAACAAGAAGAAGCAGGCAUCGAUACAAUUGACGAAGGGAACGACGAUUCUGCCAACGAUGAGGCAAACGCCGAAAAGACAUCCAAAGAGCGCAAGUUCGACUUCCAUCGAUUCACAUCGCGGUUCGCACCCCAAGGUGUUGUCGAUACUUUUGUCGCUUUCACCAAGUUCUACAAGGAUCUCGAUGACUCUCAGCUGAAGCGUGCUCAUCGCUACUUUUAUCGCGUAGCCUUUAAACAGGAGAUGAGUGUGAUGCUCUUCCGCGUUGAUAUUGUGCAUCUCUUUUACAACAUGAUUAAGGGACCGGAACCGCUGGACAAAAACUCCUCAAUGUACAAGGAGUGGGAAGAACUAACCAAGCAAAUCCUGAAAAAAUGCACGCGCAAGAUUGAGCAGCGGCCCGAACUCAUCAUUGAGAUGCUGUUCUCCAAGAUCAGCAGCACCGCGUUUUACCUGGAAUAUGGUUAUGAGAAACAAACCAUUUCGACCUCGCAUCCUCGGCCCGCUGCAGAACUCGAGUUCAGGCACACUGCAGACCUGGACCGACAAAUCGCCAUCGUCGUUGGUGCUCUGCUUGACAAGAAUCAACAGGAUCAUAUCGCGUGGGUCAAAAAGAAUCUUGAGACUGCGGAAAGUGAGCGUGCUGCCUGGGCGGCGGCGGAUUUGGCCAUACCGUCGGUUGAGGGCACGGGUGCGACCGACGAGGACGCACAACCGACCGACGAGAUGGACAAACAUCCAUUUACUGUACGGCCGGAUAGCGAUGCCCGCAAGACUGCCAUAUUCAAAAAUUCUCACCUUCGCCUCCUUAUGAAACUGGUGGGAUUUGAAAGGCUAGCACCGACUAUCGAGGAGACGCCACAAUCUGUAUGGAUCCUUCCACCUGAACUUGAUGCCGCUCUUCUCCGCAUGUACCUCAGGCACAUCAACGAAGCCGAGUUUGACCCGCCCGUCUUUGAUGGUGCCAGUGCGGAGGACCAACUUCGGCGCAAGAAAGCGGUCCGAAAGCGAGCCGAGUACGACGACGACGACGAGGAUAAUGAUGACGAUGACGGCUUCCUCUUCGAACCCCUAGGGCCUACCGUUCGCAAAGCCAUUGACGAUCCUGAUUCCAAAAAGACGAAGCGGAGGCGGCGCAGAAAAGACGGCGAGGAAGGCGAAGAAGAGGCGCCGAACGAUUCUGAUUUGGAAGAAAGGGCGAAGAAGCGCAGGGACCGUGAGAGAGAGAAAGCGAGAAAGGUCAAGAGCGAGGCGUAUGUCCACGCUAGCGAUGAUGACACGGACGAGGAAUACGACCGCGAGUUCUUCCAACGAGAAGAGGCACAACGCUUGCGCAUGGCGCGUACUGUAGAGAGGGUUGCGGUUUCAGAGCCGGCCAAGAGACCGGCAGCAGUACUGCUCGACGACAGCGAUGACAAUGACGAUGAUGUACUCACUGUGACGAGGGGUACCCAGUCGACUCGGCCCAGCGCCGACGUAGACAUGGAUGUCGAAAGCGAGGGCGAGCAGGACGCAGACAACGCUACGCCAUUGACAUCGAGUCCGUCAUCUUCUCAGGACAAGGGGUCUAGGAAACGGAGACGCCUGUCUCCUGAGGCACCGUCUGCUGAAGAAGGAGGGGUGAAAGCCCAAGAGAAGGCAGAUGCCGAGUCUGCAGGUGAGGAUGAUGAAGAUGCCCCGGUGCCUACGGCGCGCUCGCGGCAGCGCACGAGGGGAGGCUUUGUGAUGGACAGCAGCGACGAAGAGUGA
Messenger RNA from Colletotrichum orchidophilum, 3453 nucleotides. Its product is annotated as timeless protein. The transcript is spliced from 3 exons. Gene Ontology annotation, cellular component: replication fork protection complex. Gene Ontology annotation, biological process: DNA repair; replication fork arrest; DNA replication checkpoint signaling. Gene Ontology annotation, molecular function: DNA binding. The record is from RefSeq and is a predicted model, not a curated record. NCBI's taxonomy places the organism in Eukaryota, Fungi, Ascomycota, Sordariomycetes, Glomerellales, Glomerellaceae. The coding region runs from base 1 to 3453 and encodes 1150 amino acids.